AUGGUCCUCCGCCACCUCGACCUCGCCAUUCGCCCUGCCUUGCGCGCCGCCUCGACGACCGCGUCCCGCCCGCGCCUGCCGCCCUUCGAAGGAAUCGCCUUCGCCGCGCCUCCCUCGCCAUCAGUCGCAGGCCAGCUCGCGCAGGUCUACCUCCCCGACAUGCACCGCAUCGAGCACGCUGAGCCCGCCCCCGUCCUCAUCCCCGCUCUCCCAGACACGUACACGUCGCCCGCACAGUCGAGGAGCAAGUACCCGCAGCUCCAGCCGAGGACCGUCACCUUCCAGACCGUCGCGAGCGAGUCGACCCACCUCGGCGGCGGACCCAGCAGCACGGCCACCGCCGCCCAGUAG
Molecule: messenger RNA, 351 nt
Organism: Rhodotorula toruloides NP11
Lineage: Eukaryota; Fungi; Basidiomycota; Microbotryomycetes; Sporidiobolales; Sporidiobolaceae
Exons: 2
Coding region: 1-351 (116 amino acids)
Source: RefSeq, a predicted model, not a curated record